Messenger RNA from Zingiber officinale, 933 nucleotides. Its product is annotated as GTP-binding protein SAR1A-like. The coding region runs from base 133 to 714 and encodes 193 amino acids. NCBI's taxonomy places the organism in Eukaryota, Viridiplantae, Streptophyta, Magnoliopsida, Zingiberales, Zingiberaceae. Gene Ontology annotation, cellular component: endoplasmic reticulum exit site; COPII vesicle coat. The transcript is spliced from 3 exons. Gene Ontology annotation, molecular function: GTP binding; GTPase activity. The record is from RefSeq and is a predicted model, not a curated record. Gene Ontology annotation, biological process: endoplasmic reticulum to Golgi vesicle-mediated transport; intracellular protein transport; membrane organization.
AGGAAGGUUCGUUAAGAUCUCCUUGUCUCGGUCUUCCUAUCGAUUCCAGCCUUUCCUACUUGUUGUUAGGGUUUCGUUUCCUUUUCUUUGAUUUGGUAGAUCUCGUCUCCGAAUUCUUCUUCGCCGGCCACGAUGUUCCUUGUCGAUUGGUUCUACGGCGUCCUUGCCUCCCUCGGACUCUGGCAAAAGGAAGCUAAGAUCCUCUUCUUGGGUUUGGACAACGCCGGGAAGACCACGCUACUUCACAUGCUCAAGGAUGAGAGGUUGGUUCAGCACCAGCCGACGCAAUAUCCGACAUCGGAGGAGCUUAGCAUCGGGAAGAUCAAGUUCAAAGCUUUUGACUUGGGCGGUCAUCAGAUCGCCCGGCGUGUCUGGAAGGAUUACUACGCUAAGGUAGAUGCAGUGGUAUACCUGGUGGAUGCAUAUGAUAAGGAGAGGCUUGCAGAGUCGAAGAAGGAACUGGAUGCACUUCUUUCCGACGAAGCCUUGGCAAAUGUUCCAUUUCUCAUUCUGGGAAACAAGAUCGACAUUCCAUAUGCAGCAUCAGAGGAUGAGUUACGCUACCAUUUAGGCCUGAACAAUUUCACAACCGGCAAGGGCAAGGUGAACCUUGCCGACUCCAACGUCCGGCCCCUCGAAAUCUUCAUGUGCAGCAUCGUCCGUAAGAUGGGCUACGGCGAAGGAUUCAAGUGGGUUUCACAAUACAUAAAGUAGGACUCUGAAUUCAAAACUCGAUUGCCUUGCCAGCUUAUGCUCCAAUUAAACUUUUUCUGGGUUUCUUUGUUGUAAUGGGUGCAGACUCAUUAAGGAAGACGGGAUGAGUAUUAUAGCAAAAGAGUUAUGAAUGGUGAUUAUUGACUCUUAAAUUCUUAUUCUGGAUUUUAGUGGAAAUUGUGUACGUUAUCGAUCCAAAAAAAUUUAAUUUUCUUUCCA